Conger conger (European conger) is the source of this 2245-nucleotide messenger RNA. RefSeq names its product angiotensinogen (gene agt). The transcript has 5 exons. Gene Ontology annotation, biological process: regulation of systemic arterial blood pressure by renin-angiotensin. NCBI's taxonomy places the organism in Eukaryota, Metazoa, Chordata, Actinopteri, Anguilliformes, Congridae. Gene Ontology annotation, molecular function: serine-type endopeptidase inhibitor activity. The record is from RefSeq and is a predicted model, not a curated record. The coding region runs from base 192 to 1535 and encodes 447 amino acids.
UCUUCCCACACAAAGCCCCCUCCAGGCUUGCCUACAGCCGUCACAGUCAGUGUUAAUGACUAACCGCAGAGCUGUCCCCCUCAGCUCACAGCACACCACACAACACAAUGAAACUGCUCGUCUGAAGAAAACCUGCAAUCCAAUUGGCCUCUUAGGUUUAUCAAGGAGAAUCCCAACCAGAGAGACCAAUCAUGGUUGAGAUAAGCAAGCCUCUCCUCCUGCUCGCUCUUCUGACCGCGGCGGCUGCGAACCGCGUGUACGUGCACCCCUUCGGCAUGUUCGCCCUGGGGAACGGCAGCUGCGAGAACACGCAGGUCCCGGCCCGAAGGCCGCUGCAGACCGUAUCCCUGCCGUCCAUCGAAGACGGCAUGGUGCCCGACCCUCCGUACACAGACACGGAACAGAAGGGUAACGUCACCCAGACAACCGCAGUCCUGGCGCAACUCCUCAACUUCCUGGGUCAGCGGCUCUACAGCGAGCUGAGAAAGCACGAGGCCCCCAACGCGGUCUUCUCUCCUGUUAACGCCUACGGAACCCUGGUCACCUUCUACCUGGGGGCCUGGGGGGCCACAGCCGGUCAGCUGCAGAAGUUCCUGGGGCUGGAGAAAGAGACGGACCCGGCGGACUGCCUGACGCCGUUCGACGGGCACAAGGUGCUGCGCACUCUCCGCUAUAUCAACGGCCUGGUCGACGGGACCACGGACGAGUUAUGGACCAAGACCUGGGUCCUCAGCGCCGCCAACCUGUCUGAGAGCUUCGUCCGGGGAGUCAGGGAAUUGUCAGACACCUCCCACACCCAAGCAGCGGACCUCUCCCAGCCACUGCGCAUCCAGUCCCAGCUCAACGCCUUCAUGGACAUGGCAUCGGAAGGGAAAAACAAACUCCAGGGCAUAAACUCCACCUCCGACCUCCUGUUCGCCAGCUCUGUGCACUUCAAGGGGAAGUGGAAGACGAUGUUCAGACCAGAGGCAACCUCCCUGCAGGAGUUCUGGAUCGAUGACAAGACCAGCGUCAAGGUUCCUCUUAUGACCCACACAGGAAAGCACAGCCACCUGGAUGACAAGCACACAAAGUGCACGGUCCUCAAAUUGGCCCUGAGCAGCAAUGCCUACAUGCUGCUGGUCCUGCCCCACCAGGGGGCCCAGCUGGACUCCAUUGAAGAUAUGAUCAUAGUCCACAUCUCAGAGUGGUCCCAGCACCUGAAGGAAGGGCUUGUGGAGGUCUCUCUCCCCAAGCUGUCCCUGAAUGUAGUGAGUGAUCUGCAGGGCAUCCUCUCCGGCAUGGGUCUUCCCACUCUGCUGGGCACUGGGGCCGACUUUAGCCAGCUCAGCACAAAGGGGAACUUCACUGUGGGCAUGGUUUUAAACGAGGUGGUGCUGGACAUGUCUGAGGGUGGAUCGGAGCAGCAGGACGAGCCCCAAGGCGCUGAAACAGCACUGAAGCUGACGUUCAACAGGCCCUUCAGCUUCGUCGUCAUAGAGGGGAGCUCCGGGGCUGUCCUCCUGCUGGGGAGGAUAGGGAACCCUGCAAAGUGAGCUUUCUCCGAACCCCCACGCUACGCUGUAUGGCUGAAGACACACACACAGGCCGGGGAGGGCAGGACCGACGGAAGACCCUGUUACACUGCUGUCAUUCCACUGAGACAGCAUGCAGACACCCAAAGACUGGUUAAUGUAAGGCCAAGCCAUUCAUAUUACACAUCCAGCACUUACUUUGCUCAAAGUAUUGGUACAAUCCUUCACUCAAUGUUGGACAGACUUCAGGAAAUAUUAUGGAUUUUUUAAACAGGCUAUGAGAGUGAACGUAUUUCAAUUUGACUGAUCAUCUUACAUUGUAUUUUAACCACUCAAGUGUCAAACUCAAGUGUUGUAGCUACGGAGUACUGUCAAUAAGCCACUCUUCAUAACAGCACAUAUACAAAUGCUUAUAAUAUGGAAUAGAUAAAUGUGUAGGUUAUAUACAGUAUAUAGCUAAUGCUAUGAAUUAUCUUCACCCAAAAACUAGUCAUAUUUAAACAUUCGGUGCAUUACACAUUCAAAGUAUUGUUCGUUCAUACUAAUUUAAUAAAAAGCAAAGCAUUCAUUGAUUGUGAAAUGUUACAGUAAACAAUAUUAUUCUUGCUACAAAUUUUUCCUCUUAUACUGCAUAAAUUAUGAUCAACAGGACAGGAUUCUGUGUCCCAAUACAUUUUGUGCUUUUCUGCAUUUUGUAUUGCCUUCCAAAAAAAUACAAAAACCUGCAGGUU